UAAACGCUAAGGAUCGACUGACUGACUCCAUUUAAACGGCAUGUCCUUAGCUAGUCUAUGCUAUGUAAAUAAGAGUAAUAUUUACAGAGGAAUAUUUUCUUCUGUCAUGUGAUUGAACCAGAAGGUUAUCACAGCGCAGUCUUCCCUCAAAGCUAAAAUGGUCUUAUCAUCGACGCUGAGCCUCAUUGCUGUUUCUGGAUGCGUGCUGCUGCUCUGUGGCUCAUCCUGCGCAUCUAAUGACACCAUCCCUCUGGUUAUAUGGCAUGGCAUGGGUGACAGUUGUUGCAAUCCUUUAAGCAUGGGUGCAAUGAAGAAGAUGGUGGAAGAAGAGGUGCCUGGAAUAUACGUGCUGUCCCUGAUGAUUGGCAAGUCUGUCUUAGAGGACACUGAAAACGGCUUCUUCAUGGAUGUUAAUGAGCAGGUGUCUUUUGUAUGUCACCAACUUGCCCAGGAUCCUAAACUGAAAGGAGGUUACAAUGCAAUGGGCUUCUCUCAGGGGUCACAGUUUUUGCGAGCUGUUGCACAGCGCUGUCCAUAUCCCCCAAUGAAGAACCUUAUCUCAGUUGGUGGGCAGCAUCAAGGGGUGUAUGGUCUACCACGCUGUCCUGGUGAGAGUUCUCAUAUCUGUGACUGGAUUCGUAAGAAACUAAACUCAGGGGCGUACACAGAUGCUGUUCAAAAACACUUGGUGCAGGCACAAUACUGGCAUGAUCCGCUCAAUGAUGACUUGUAUAAAAAGUACAGUCUCUUCCUUGCUGACAUAAACCAGGAACGGGUGGUGAAUGAGACCUAUAAGAAGAAUCUCAUGUCUCUGAAUAAAUUUGUCAUGGUUAAAUUCCUGAAGGACACUAUGGUGGAUCCAGUUGAUUCUGAGUGGUUUGGUUUUUAUAAACCUGGUCAAGCUGAAGAGAUGGAAACAUUGAUGGACAGUGCUCUAUAUAAAGAGGAUCGUUUGGGGUUGGCAGAGAUGAAUAAGGCAGGCAAGCUUGUGUUCCUUGCUACUAAUGGAGAUCACCUGCAGUUCACUACAGAGUGGUUUAAUGAGAAGUUACUUCCCUUUCUGCACUAAAUACAGCUGACUCACUUAUUUCCAACUAGAGAGCUGAUGUACACGCACACAAUACCGUGUUGGCUGACUGUAGCAUGCUCCUUACUACUGUUUCUUAGUCUAAUAGUGUCUCAUAUAGACAUUAAGACAGUUGUUUUGCUUUAUUGCACUGAUUUAAUCAGGAAAAAUUAAUUCCUCAAGAUGAACUUUAAUGAAAAUGCAUAGUUUUUACUUGUUCUAAUUUUGUUCUUUUUUCCAGAAAAUAAAACUUUGAAUCUUUUGAA
This is a messenger RNA of Xyrauchen texanus (razorback sucker), 1332 nucleotides long. It is a transcript of the gene ppt1, whose product is annotated as palmitoyl-protein thioesterase 1 (ceroid-lipofuscinosis, neuronal 1, infantile). The record is from RefSeq and is a predicted model, not a curated record. Gene Ontology annotation, biological process: protein depalmitoylation; receptor-mediated endocytosis. Gene Ontology annotation, cellular component: lysosome. Lineage: Eukaryota; Metazoa; Chordata; Actinopteri; Cypriniformes; Catostomidae. The transcript has 10 exons. Gene Ontology annotation, molecular function: palmitoyl-(protein) hydrolase activity. The coding region runs from base 158 to 1069 and encodes 303 amino acids.